This is a messenger RNA of Macroventuria anomochaeta, 1407 nucleotides long. RefSeq names its product glycoside hydrolase family 5 protein. Gene Ontology annotation, molecular function: beta-glucosidase activity. The transcript is spliced from 2 exons. NCBI's taxonomy places the organism in Eukaryota, Fungi, Ascomycota, Dothideomycetes, Pleosporales, Didymellaceae. Bases 1 to 1407 code for a protein of 468 amino acids. Gene Ontology annotation, cellular component: cell surface; extracellular region. The record is from RefSeq and is a predicted model, not a curated record. Gene Ontology annotation, biological process: glucan catabolic process.
AUGAGCAAAGGAUUUCUUCGCGUAAAAGGGACGCAGAUCGUCGACAGCGACGACGAGUCUGUCAACCUUCGUGGCACGGCUCUCGGAGGAUGGCUCAACAUGGAGAACUUCUUGGUCGGUUACUCAGGAAAUGAAUCUGGGGUUCGAGCCGCCAUGUUGAAGGUCAUGGGCAGAGACGAUUACGACUUCUUCUUUGAUCGGUGGCUUUAUCACUUCUUCACCGAGAAGGACGUCACAUUUUUGAAGUCUCUCAAACUCAAUUGUCUUCGACUUCCCUUCAAUCAUCGACAUUUCGAAGACGAUAUGAAUCCCCGGGUCUUAAAGGAGACUGGCUUUAAGCAUCUGGACCGUGUCAUCAGGUUGUGCUCCGAAAACCAGAUCUACACCGUCCUUGACAUGCACACAUCACCGGGCGGCCAGAAUCAGGACCAACACUGCGAUAACAAUACAAGCCACGCUGCACUCUGGGAGUACAAAGACCACCAGGACCGAGUCGUGUGGCUAUGGGAACAGAUUGCUCAUAGAUACAAAGACAACCCAUGGAUAGCAGGCUACAAUUUGCUCAACGAGCCUGCGGAUUCAGAAGGAACUCGCGUGGCCAAUCUCUACACCCGUCUCGAAAAAUCUAUUCGAGCGGUUGAUCCACAGCAUAUGCUUUUUAUUGACGGCAAUACCUAUGGCAUGGAGUUCAAUGCGUUCCACGGCAUUCUUCCCAAUACUAUCUACUCCAUCCACGACUACAGCAUGAUGGCCUUCUCGAUUGGUGAAACCUACCGUGGCACCCCUCAGCAAAAGCAAAAAUUGGAUCAGCAGCUCGAGCGAAAAUGCCAGUACCAACAUCACCACAGCCUACCAAUAUGGAAUGGAGAAUUCGGCGUGACAUGGGCGACGCCGAAUGACGAAAAUCCUGAUGCUGUUAACGAUUGUCGCCAGAUGUUGAUGCUUCAACAGUUGCGCAACUACGAAAAAGCUGGAAUUCCAUGGUCAAUGUGGUCUUACAAAGACGUGGCGCUUAUGGGCCUGAUGCAUCCAGCUCCGAACUCGGCGUACCAGCAGCUGAUUGCACCCUUCCUGGAAAGGAAGCGUCGAACCCAAGUCGACUGGACCGGUGCAUCGGAAGCCGCGGAGAUUGAAAAUCUCAUCAAUCCUCUCGUGAAGUGGAUUGACUCGGUCUCUCCCACGGCGACGAAGACAUAUCCGCUUCACUGGUCGACAAAACAGCACAUUUUCCGGAAUGUCAUCCAGACAUUUUUGGCCUCCUCGUUCACCAAUGAGUUUGCGGAACUUUUUCGGGAAAAGACGCGGGACGAGCUUGAGGAAUUGGCAGCGAGCUGGUCGUUUGAUGGCUGUGUCGCACAUGACCAGCUUGUGGAACUCUUGAGGAACAAGGCGUAUAUUCCUGAAUAG